AGUGUUGCAUUGAUUAAUGGGUGCAGACUCGGCCUAUAGGCGAGCACGCUCUGAUUCUGCGUGUUGUCCUUCUGCCCGUCAUGGCUUUAAAGCCAGCUUCAUUUGGUUUGGACCCGGCUGAGCUGUGUGCAGAGAGGAAAUCUCCCCCCAUCUACCGGUAAUGUGCUGAUAGUCUGGAAACAGGGCGGGCUUACGCUGCGACGCGCAGUGUGGUGCUCGGUAGUAAACUCGAUUGUGUGCGCAUCACCAUCAUCCAGCUCCAGCAUCUCUCUCCUCCAUCCAUCAAUCCAUCCAUUAACACAAGACUCUCCUGUCCUGCUCAUUGACCUUCAGGUCCUCCAGUUGAAUGGUGCAUGGUUGUUUUUGUCCGCUGUGGCUGCGCGUAUUGCUGCUGACGCUGAGCGAAGCGGAUACCUGUGCUGCAUUGGCAUCACUGCAGAGUGUUUUGGGGUGACAGCGCGUCCAUUCAUCGGGGUGUAUUGUGCCUGUGACAGCUAACCAUGGCGAAAACAGUCACAUCAUCCGGUGCAAUAACAGGGGAAAAGAUGGCCCCACCGUCCAUCACUCUACUUCCUGAGAAGAGAUCUCCGACAAACGGUCACAGCUCUCCAGCCCGAACCGGGAAAACUACUCCAUCCAACACAGAGAAGAAGCCACAAAUAAACGGACAUGCAUCACCUUCACACUUAGCAGCAAAUGCAGGUAAACAAAUUGUGGAGGGUUACAUGAAAACAGACGACAGGAUGCGAUUAGCCAAAGAGAGACGUGAGGAGAGGGAGAGAAGCCUGGCGGCCCGCGAGCAGCUGAUCAGGGAGAAGGAGCGCAGAGCUCGGCUGCAGUACGAGCGCACAGUGGAGGAACGCUGGAGGCGGCUGGAGGAGCAGAGGCAGAAAGAGGAGCUCCGCAGAGCUGCAGUGGAGGAGAAGAGGAGGCAACAGCUCGAGGAGGACAGGGAGCGACUGGAGGCCCUUAUGAAACGCUCUCUGGAGCGAAGCCUUCAGCUGGAGCAAAGGACCAAACGCUGGAGCAGAGGCUGCCCUGCAGGAGCAGGUGACAGUGAGAAUGCCCCACUCCCUUUCUCUGCUGCCUCCGCCUUUUCCCAUGGCAUUGCCUCCCCCCUUCCUGCUGUCAGCGAAUCUGCGCCCUGCAGCCCUCACAGGUCACCUUUCCGUGGUUCGCUGAACCCUGCAGAUCACAACAGAGCUGGACUUCAAGGAGGAUCUCAGUCCACCCCAAACACCCCCAAGAAAGAGCGGCUGCGCAGGGAGAGAAGAACUGGUUCUCCGUGUUGUGGAUCCCCUGUGAGAAGAUCCGAAUCCCCUGCUAGUGUCACGAGACACUUGGCUUCCCCGACUACCUCCAAGCUGGCAUCUAAAAUGCGUUCCCAGUCUCCUAGCAAUUCACAUCAGUACCAUUACUCUCCAACAAGACAUCGCUCACACCUGUCUCCUGAUGGUCUGCGGGCAGAAGACAAGAACAGCGACCAAUCCAAAGUGGUGAAGAGGAAUACAGACAUCAACAGCACGAAUGAGAAGAAUGUGGUCAACAAUGAAAUCGCCAAAUCCAAAUCAUCUAAAAGUGAAACCUUGGACAAGCAUCUCAAAGGUGAAACAUCUGAAAGAAAUCAGUCCCCAGUCAGGAAGGAGCACAUGUCCCCCAAAGUGGACUCCUCAGAGAAGAAGACGCAGAGCAACACUCAGGAUGGAGACAAGAAAAAAGAGGCAGCACCAUGUGCGUCCACGGGGAAGGUGGCAGCUGGCACAACAAACGCAGAGGAGGCAACCAGGCUGCUGGCAGAGCGAAGGCGCCAGGCUCGAGCUCAGAAAGAACUGGAGGAGAAAAAGCGGGAACAAGAUGAAGAAGAGCGACUCAGGGAAGAGCAGCGGAGGAAGCAGCUCGCACAGGAGCAGCGACAGCAGGAGGCACAGGCUCAACAAGUGAAGGAGGAAGAGCUUCACAGGCUGAAACAAGAAGAAGACAAACGAAAGAAGGAGCAGCAGGAGAAGGAGCUGCAGACUCAGAUGGACAAAGAGAAAGAAAAAAGCCAAGUCCUGGCUCAGGAGGACGCAGAACGUCAGCGGCAAGACAGAGAGCUGCAGAAGCAACAAGAAGAAGAGGAAAGACAACUAAGAAAAAAGAGAAUUGAGGAGAUCAUGAAGAGAACUAGGAAGGGUGAAGCUGACUUGAAGAAGGAGGAGCAGGUGGAGACGCAGCCCGUCUCACCACCAGGUGAAGUAAAGACGGUUCAAUCUAAUACUCAGGUGAAUGAGCAAGCAAUCAAAAAGGUUGGGUUUCAGGUUAAAGAGCAGGUCACAGUAAAGGAAUGUGCUACUGUGAAGAAAGAAGCAGCUACAGCAGCUGCAGCUGCAGCACAGAUGGACACUCAGAAGAGUUUGCAAGUCAAAAACAACACUCAAAAAGUGACACCGACACACAGUGUUCCUGACAAGAGACCAGACGCCAAGCAAGCCUGUGACGAGCAUGGCAGAGAGGGCAAAGCCUGCGUUCUCAAGCAGCAGGGGAGAGAGGAGGACAUGAAUGUGAACAAGCAGCACAGAGCACAUGUUAAAGCAGUGGACCAAAUAAAUAAAGAGCUGACAGCAGAUGCCAAAGUCCUCAAAAAGGAUGGUGGGAUGAUGAAUGGAGCCGUGAACAGCGGAGGAAGUGCCUUGAAGAGAAGCCAUGUAACUGCUGAGGUAAGCAAACAGCAAAGCCAACGUGUGACGACAGCUGCUAAAGGAGGGCCCCAGAUGGAGGUUGUUAGACCCCCUGUGGCCCCCCUGCCGCUGGGACACCUAUCCCCACCUGUCAUCAAGCUGGAGCCGCUGGAUGUGAAGGGAUCCGGUGAUGAGGUGCAGUCUAUGGAGGUCAGCCCUGCUUCAAGGGAAGAACUGAUUUCAAUCCCAGAGUUCUCACCAGUCAACGAGAUCCAGCACAGCAGUGUGAGUAACACCCGCGCUCUGGAAGACCUGAUGGACCUGACAGGCAGCGUCACCUACCCAAAACUGUCCUCUGAGGGCAACAUAGGCGACUGCAACAAGAACCUCAUUGAGGGUGUUGUUAGUCCCAUGUCGGACUCAAAGCUUAUUGGGAUGACGCCGCCAUCCUCAAAUAAACUUAGCAUCCAGUAGUGUGUUAAUCUCUCUAUUUUUCUUCCUAUCUCGCUUGCCUGUCUUUUCCCCUCUUUCUGUCACACACACUCACAGGAUGCUGCACUUUAAGUGUGUGCACCCGUGUCAAUCAUGGAUGGAUUAUUGAGAGGGCCCACUGGGCACAGGGGUGAAAAGUGUAAGCCACCAGCUGUCCUCUUCCUACAAAAUGUCACUUAAAGGGACAGGUACCAACCGGGAAGAGAGUCAAAAUGAUGAAGAAACAAAAGUUCCACACAGAGUCAAAAACAACUACAAAUAGAUACAAACCCACUGCAAAAAACAAAGACUGGCAAAGACUGCUAAAAGGGGCAAAACAACAAGAAAGAGGCUCGAAAUGACAGACACACAAAGUAACUAUAAAGAGAAUCAAAAUCACUACAAAGGCAAAACUACAAAAAAUAACUACAAAAAGAGAGAAACAACUCUAAAUAGAUUUAAAUUGGCUAAAAAGAGACAUGAAGUGACUCAAAAUGACUGCACCCAGAGAAAAAAAUAAGGACAAAAAGACAAAUUACAAAGUGACU
Molecule: messenger RNA, 3676 nt
Organism: Centropristis striata (black sea bass)
Lineage: Eukaryota; Metazoa; Chordata; Actinopteri; Perciformes; Serranidae
Gene: map7d2a
Product: MAP7 domain containing 2a
Exons: 17
Coding region: 501-3131 (876 amino acids)
Biological process (GO): microtubule cytoskeleton organization
Cellular component (GO): microtubule cytoskeleton
Source: RefSeq, a predicted model, not a curated record